UACAGGAACUGAACAUCACCCAUCAAACAGGUGCAGCCCUGGAAUUUUCGUUUCGGGACAUGAACAAACUGGUCUACGAUGGUUUGUCCUUCCUUAUUUUGUUCCUAGUGCUCCUGGUGUGCUUGACGAUUCUGUAACGAACGUCCAGCGGCGAGCAGACCGACUGCUGAGGGAUCGCACGUUAGAGAUGGCGAGCUCGGUGGGAGGCGAGGGUGGCCCCGACGACAAGUCCGUUCUGCACGUCGUUGUGGUUGGGUUUCACCACAAAAAGGGCUGCCAGAUAGAGUAUGCGUACCCUCCCCUGUUGGAAGGACAGCCUCCUGACAGCCAUGACCUUCCUGAUGAGUGGAAGUACCUUCCCUUCCUGGCUCUUCCUGAUGGAGCUCACAACUUUGAAGAAGAUUUUAUCUACUUCCACUUGCCUGGGAGAGGAGGCAGUAAGAAGACAGUGUAUGGUGUGUCCUGUUACAGGCAGAUUGAUGCAAAGGAUUUGAUAAACAGAGAAGCUGACAUCACCAGGGAGACAGUGCAGAAAAGUGUCUGUGUUCUCAGCCACCUGCCACUGUUUGGACUCAUUAAAGCCAAGCUUGAGCUGUGCACAGUGGCCUACUUUGAGGAGCGGGACUUUUCAAAAGUAACCAUAUUGAAGGAACUGUAUGACAACUUGUCUGGAUUGCUGUGUUCUGACCUCAUAGAUGGACCACAGGUUUUUAUAGGACUCUCUGCAAGAGACCUGGUCUUACGUUUUAAACAUAAGCUUUUGGUUAUUUUCAAGUUGCUGCUAUUAGAAAGAAGGGUUUUAUUCUACUCUUCACCUGUGGGCAGACUGUCCACCACUCUGCUGUCUCUGCUCUCGCUUUUCCCAGGAGUCCUUCAGCAAGGCCUGUCAGAGUCAGUCUCACACAAGAUCGGCACCCAAAUUUCAACCGAGCUCAUCCUUAGUGACUUUGGCAUAGACACUGAAGAAUACCUCGAGGUCCAGCUAUCAGCUGUACCAGGCUCUGACCUGGAGGUGCAGCCAAAAAACACCGUAUCAGAAGAGGAAUUCAAGAAGAACCAAAUAGACAUUGUAGGGGGGACUGCAACGAAGGCUGGGGUUGGCUCGGCGGUUAUUCUCACGGCGCAAGAGAGCAGCGACAACUCCACGGAACGCGAUGAAGAUGCGGACCAUUCCUCUAAGACGUCCACGAGUACAUACAGCACUGCGUCCGAACUCACCUCCCCAACUAACAUGAGCGGCAUCAGCAGUGACUGGGAGAAGGUGGAGAAAAUGGAGGUGGAGGAAGCGGAGAACGAACUAAAGGCCUUGUCGAGCUCGGAGAACGGCCUGACGCCACGGAGCAGUAAUGGAGAGAAUGUGGGAGAGAGUGGAGGGAUGAUAGAGAGCGAUGUCACCCCGAAGUCGUCCCCUAUAUUGUCGCCCAGCCCUUUCCCUACUGAUGAGUUUGGCUUCCCUCUGGCUAUAUUCACCAAGGGUUCAGUUUGCCACCCGUACCUGGCCCUCCAACAUCACGAGCUGCUGCAGGACGUGAACAUCAGGAGUUUCCUCGUCGGCGCUACCAACAUUCUCUUCAAGCAGAGGAGACAUCUCACUGAUGUCAUUGUAGAUAUAGAGGAGGAUAAGAUUGAAAUCUAUGACGCAGAACUUAGGAAACAGCUUCACCUCCACACCGCAGACCUGCGCUUCGCUGACUUCCUCGUCAAACAUGUGGUGGAAGAAAGAGACGACAUCUUUCUGGACGGAACUGCUGAACAAAGUCAUGUCGGCUGGGAGGGUGGAGAUGAGUGGGUGCGUUCCCAGUUCUGCCUGUACCUGCUGUCACUCCUGUCUACCACUGAGAACGGAGCUCAAGAGACAAAUUAUCACGACUUCAACACUCAGUUUGUGGAGGCCUACAAGACAACCCACAAUUACCGCCUCUGGAAGGCCACACAGCAUGAUGGGAUUGAUGCAAUGCACACUGGACACCCGUUUAUGGGCCAGUACAGUGCAGCUGACAUCAAGCUCAGAUUGUCCCAUGUGAUGCAGAACACAGAGCGAGGCAAGCGCCUGGGAACAGCCGUGGCCAAAACCGGCCAGGCGGUCAACUCAGCCGUACAGCAGACAGGAAAAGCUGUGGGUGGAGCUCUGAAUCAAGCCAAGUCAGCCAUGUCCAACUGGUGGGCUCAUCUCAAUCAGGACUGGAAGACACAAGAUGGGGAAUAGAUACUUAAUACAACAAGAAUACAACAGGAAUGUACUUUUAAACAAUGAUGAAUGGUAUAUCCUUAUGUUGCACUUUAUUUGUGUGGGAUAGACUUGAUCAAUCAAUAAUGGUAUAUCCUUAUGUUGCACUUUAUUUGUGUGGGAUAGACUUGAUCAAUCAAUAAGAUUACAUAGGAUAUGUUUGAUUUUUUUCCCCCUUGUGCAUCCGAAAAGUGUUAAGCUUGGUAUGUAAAUAGUUCCAAAAAAUGAAAAGAUGAAAUUAUCUCUUGCAGACUGUAGGAAAGCCAUGUUAGUUAGCAGAUACCAUUGAGGAAAAUGGUGGCUCUGAAAACCUUCGGUUACUGUAGUAGCUUAAGAGUUGUCUCAUACACAAGACA
Branchiostoma belcheri (Belcher's lancelet) is the source of this 2583-nucleotide messenger RNA. RefSeq names its product late secretory pathway protein AVL9 homolog. The record is from RefSeq and is a predicted model, not a curated record. NCBI's taxonomy places the organism in Eukaryota, Metazoa, Chordata, Leptocardii, Amphioxiformes, Branchiostomatidae. The coding region runs from base 188 to 2206 and encodes 672 amino acids. The transcript is spliced from 19 exons. Gene Ontology annotation, cellular component: cytoplasm.